Messenger RNA from Lachancea fermentati, 1071 nucleotides. Lineage: Eukaryota; Fungi; Ascomycota; Saccharomycetes; Saccharomycetales; Saccharomycetaceae. The record is from the annotation of a GenBank genome assembly.
AUGAAUAGAGAUAACAUAGAAAAGGUUCGAGAUGGCCUUUAUCAUGCUGGCAACACUCUCAUAUUUCUUCCACCUGAUCCUUGGCCAGAGGAAAUCAGAAAAGCUCUCAUUAUUAUCACAUUUUCAAUCUUAGGAACAUAUACUCGGCUUGGUCUCACAGAUUUAACUAACUACGCCGGUUCAUAUGUGCAGGGCCCCAAUGUAUUGUGGCCAAAUUUCACAGCGUGCUUUUGCAUGGGUCUGGUUCAGGGUCUUAACAAGUAUAAGGUAAUACCUUCGUCACUAUUUGGUGGGCUUACUACAGGUUACGCAGGAACAGCUUCAUCCUUCUCCUCAUUGAUGAUGGAACUUUUCAAUCACUCCACAGCGCAAAACUCUGCAAACAUUAGUAUGGACAUUAAAUUUCCGAAUCAAGCGUACGGUAUUCUAGAGUUUUUAUCCGUCCUAACAGUCGAAUUAGGCGUUUCGAUAUGUGGGUUGGUGCUAGGAUAUCAUGUGGCUAGAGAACUCGGCAAAUAUAUGGAAGAGGAAAAGGGAAUGCCCUCUGAACUCUCCAUCAAUCUAAGUUCAUUCUUGGAUGGCGUCGAAGCAGCGGCUAUUGCUCUCGCUUUACCAUUCGUCAUCGUUCAGGUUGUUCUAGCUGCAGUCUACUCUAACUUCUCUAGAAGUUGGACUUUGUCUGCGGUAUUUGGUAUCUUUGGCACACUUGCAAGAUACUACAUUUCAAGAUGGUACAACAUUAUAUACCCGCACUUUCCAUUGGGUACUUUCAUAGUAAACGUCGGAGCUUCUAUGUUGUUAGCAGUUUUUGAAUUGCUGAUAAGGGGAAAGCUUGCAGACGGAACAAUGAUUAUAAAGUCAGUGAAUACUUCAAGAGUUGUAGGUGCAUUGGGAACAGGUUUAUGUGGUGCGAUGAGCACCAUCAGCACUUUUGUUAAUGAAGGGUACCAGUUGCCGUUGAAGCCAGUUUCUCUCUACUAUUUUGUUUCCAUCUUUAUAUCCUACAGUUUGUUCAUUGUCAUUUUGGGCUCAUAUACAUGGACAAGAGGUCUUGCAAACCCUAUCUCAUAA